Argiope bruennichi is the source of this 5836-nucleotide messenger RNA. RefSeq lists its product as uncharacterized. NCBI's taxonomy places the organism in Eukaryota, Metazoa, Arthropoda, Arachnida, Araneae, Araneidae. The transcript has 7 exons. The coding region runs from base 273 to 1751 and encodes 492 amino acids. The record is from RefSeq and is a predicted model, not a curated record.
ACUAUGGGUCUGCCAUACAGUUGCUAAGGCAAAACUGAUAAGAUCAUAAAAUAUCAGUGGAAGGUAUCAGUUCUUCUAUAAGCGAACAAAACACCCUGCAGAUGAGAAGCAGAAAACGUUCCUUGUUAUCUCUGGGAAUGUCAUGCGUGUCUUGUGCAAAAUUUCGCUCCCUACUAGUGCAUUAUAUUGUCAAUUUUAAAAUUUUGAUAUUUGAAAUUUUCUUGUGAAUUUGUGAAGCAUUUGUUUAUAGUUAGUAAGAUUCUGAAAGCAUAAUGGUGUGCGGCGAAUAUACAACGAAGUUUACGGGUUCGAUUCAGCUUUUUCUGUGCGUUAUUUUUAUUUUAAGUAGCAUAAGUUUUGCCGCUAAUGUGACUUUUGCAUUUGAAGAAGAAUAUGUGACAUCAGAAGAUGACAGUAAUACUAUUCAAACUUUCAAGAUUUCCAAAGCAAUAUUUGGAGCAUUAAGGUGGAAAUUUGGAAAAAAUUCGUUUAUGGCCCCUUGCACUCUUGAAGAAGACUGCGACGCAGGGAUUCGUCUGAUAUGCCAAGGUGGCCGUUGUAUUUGCAAACAAGGUGAUCUCUUUAUUGAAUGGCCUAAAUACGGUUGUUUUAGCAAAGUUCAUAUGUUUGGCCAAUGUGAAGUUUCUGGACAGUGUGUUGCAAUGAAUUCAAAUACUUACUGUAAUCCUGACAAUGGAAGAUGUACUUGUUCUCCAAAUUAUUUUUACAAUGGGCGAGAAUGCAUACUAAGAUAUGAUGGCUCAAACUUAAAAGCACAAGAAGUUUAUAAAGCAGCAGUGGUAGCAGCAGCCUGCUUCAUUGUAGCUAUUGUUGGCAUAUUCGUGGCCUGUAUAGUGAGAAGAUGCCCUGCAUGCAGAGAGAGAUCAUUCUGUCGACGAGAUCAGCAUCUACAACAGAGUGGUUCAAAUCGCGAUGGAGACAUAUUUUCUAUCAGUGAUGAAAUUGCUGCCUUAAGAGCUGUUGAUAAACCUCCGUCCUAUGAAGAAGUGUUACAAAUAGAAAGAACGUUCUAUGGCAUUCCACCUCCAGAAUAUGCUCCUACACCUAGAAUUAUCAGUUCUUUGUCAGCAUUUGAGCCUAAUACAAACCGUCCUGCCCCUAUCCCACUCCCUUACAAUCCUAAUUAUGUACCUCCUUCUGUUCCUCAAGCUGGUGUGGAGUCAUCUUCAAGUAGAGAAUACUUAAAGGGUACAAAUUCAGUCACAGAAGGAGCAGUUGGUGGUUCAAGUGAUCCUCCUAUUGCUGAAGCAGCUGCAAAUUUCUUAGCUGCUGCUGAAGUUUUGUCUCCACCUUCAGAAACUAGAGAAAGCAUCGAAGUAUCCACAAUUGACUCUCCAUCCAUAUCAGAAAAUUCUAGUCAUCAUGUACAAUCUCAUUAUAUAUCUUCUACACCACCACCACCUCGCCUUAAUCGAUUGAACCUUCAAUCGACACCAUCUGGUUCAUCAUCAUCCUUGCCUGGUUCUCCCAAUUUAUGCUCUUUUAGAGUUUUGAAUCUUCCUAAUCCUCUUAGGAAGGGACUACUUAAACAAAAUUCUUCACCUUCAGAACAUAUUUCAGAUUCACAUGUUUCUACAGAGACUUCUUCCCAAAUAUGUUCAAGGAACAGUCCGCCCAGCACCUCAGGAUCGCAAAAUCAAGUUAUUUCUGCUAGCCAUAAUAACUCUGAAAACAAUCUGUCAGAACUUGCGUAUGAUAAUCCUGGAUUUGUGUCUGAUUUACAAGCUUAGAGGUCUGUAUAUUUUUCAUAGCAUAGCUUGAGCUUUGUUUAUUGAAAUCUUUUAGCAAAAGAGAAUUCAAUGUAAUUUAGCAUCAAAGAUGUGACAUACUUAAGUGAAGAAAUUCUGUGUCUGUUUCAUAGAGACUCUUAGGUGCACUUGAUUUUUAUCAUUGUAUAUCAUAUCUUCAUAUUUUUUUUUAUUGCAUUCUCAUUAGAUGUUUCUUGCUCUGUAUAUUUUUGAUUAUAAGAUGAAACACUAUGUGUUUCAGAUUUCAUUUGUUAUGUACCAUAUAUUUCCAGUUAUUUUAAAUUUAGAAUGAUGAAUAGUUUUAAACAAGGAAAAUAACAAAGUGCAUUAGUUAUGUGCCUUAUUGUUAUAGCUUGAUGUAUUUCUUCCUAGAUUGCUUGCCAUGAAAUGUUAGAUUUGAAAAAUUUUAUGAUAGCGUAGCAUAUUUCACUAAUAGAAAUUUUAACAAUGUUGUUGCAAAAAUUUUAUGAAAGAAUUUUUUUAAAAAAAUAAGUGUUCUGUUAUCUCAAAAUUUCUGCAUUCAUAUCAUUUGUUAUUUGACACAUGAAAUUAAUCUUUUUCAUAAUAAACUAUAUAUAUUAUAUUUAAAGUUUUGUUUUUAUUAAUCCUUAACAGAAUAUUUGUUGUAUUUACUUUUUAGAAAAGUAAUUAUAUUAAUGACUCUUUAAAUUAAUAACAUUUUUUAAAAUAUAAAACUGUUUGUGAUCCUAAGAAGUACAAAAUUACGUUUUUAAAUUAUUUUAUUAACAGAUUGGCAGAAUUAUAUUUUAUGGAAUAUCUUCACACUCCAUUUUUUUUAAAUGUAAGACAAUUUAAAUUAUUUUGCUUUUUUUUCCCUAUUAAUAUAUGCUAAAACAUGAAGAAAUCAACUGUUAUCUUUAAGUAUAUAUAUAUUUUCAAAGCCAAAGAUUCUAAUUUUGUUAAAUGUGUCUGUAUUUUGCUAUAUGUAUAAUUAAUUAAAUAUAUAAUGACUUUCUUUGGUGAAUGUUAAAAAAUUUCCUUUCUAAACUAUUCAUAGAACAACAUAUAAUCAUUAGUUAUUUUUCUCAUUUUAAUAUUUGGUUGCUUUUUAGGAUAAAUUAAAAUUCUAAUGAGAAAUAAGCUUUCUAUGUUUUCUUAAGUACAUUCCUGGAAAAUUGAUGAAUUUACUGAUAAAAACAAUUUUUUUUCUCGAUUUGCAAAAUUUAAGCAGCAAUGUUAUUUAUACGUUAUUUUUUGAAAAAGAAAAGAAUCAUAUAAUUUUAGCAAUUUUAGAGCUGCUGUUAAGCAAAAAUUUUAUUUGGACUGUGUAAUUUCGUAAUAGAUAGUUAUAAUAUAAAUUUAAAAUUUAUACUCAGUAGUUUUUGAGACUCGCCAUUACAUAAUUUUUCAUUUUAUUUUACUACUAUCAAUUGAAAUGCAAAGCAUAAUAUGCUUUCUUAAAACUUUUUAAAAAAUAUUAUUUUUUGAUCAAAUUUAAUAAGAAUGGUGCCUUUUCUUGCUGCAUAUUUUGCAGUUCUGUGAAUCUAGUCAUUAACAACAAAAAAAUUAUGCAUGUUUUUUUAAUAGAGUAAAUUCUUAUUUCCUUUUUUAUAAAUAUAUCAUGUUUGAAAGAUUUCUUUCUGUGAAUAUUAUGUGCCUAUUCGUCCUCAAUUUUCUUUUCUUUUUUGUUUAUGAAAUUAUAUUUUACUGAAUUCUAAGCACUUGUUGAGUUUUUGUGAUUUUCUGAAGUUUUUCAUAGUUUAUUUUUUCAUAUUUAACAUGGCUCUAAUAUAUCUUACUUUAUAGGAAACAUGAGUAACAUAUGUAUUUAUAUUUUUCCUCUGGUAUGAUAUUGUUAUUCAUGCUUAAUAUUCUCCCCUUUUAAACUCAAUAAUAUAAAAGACUAUUAUAUUUUUUUGUGUUUCUACAAAAUUCUAAAAUAUUCCUUGUUAAGCAGUUUCUUUAUUGAAACACAAGAUUGAUUAGCUACUGCUUUAUCUUAAGAUGUAUUUGUUGAAAAUGAAUUGUAAUUUAAAAAUUUCUGUUACAAAAGUUAAGUGCUUCUAUUUUUUUUUUCCCUGAGGAAAUGCAAAAAAACUUUAUAUAGCAAUCAAUUUGAAUUUAUCGAUCAUAAAAGAUGGUUUAGAUGACUUUUUGUAGUUUUAUUAAUAAAUAUAGAAUCACAGUUGCAGAGUAUAAUAUUUAACAGAGAGAUUGAGUACAAAUUUCUUUUAUAACUAAAUUGAAUACAUUUAUUAUGAAUUCUUAACUUUUUUAGGUAUUAUUUUAUUCUUAAACGAAAAAGAUAGCAAUUAAGUUAUUAGUAAAGGGAUUUGGGGGCAUAAAUUUAUUAGCAUACUAUAAAUUUUCCCAACUUCAUUCAUCGUCAACUUGCAAAAUCACCGAGAAUGGUUUUUGUUUUCAAUAUCAUUAAAAAUUAAGUUAAAUCUUGUAAUGAUUCCCACCUAAAAUUAAAAGUAGGUAAUUCUUUGAAUUUAGGGACAAGAGUUCUAUGUUUUUAAUAUUGUCUAGAUUAUAUAUUGCAUUAAUGAAGCAUUUUAUAUAUAGCUAGGAACUAAUGUAUGAUUAAUCUUAUUUGAAGUAUUUCAUAUAUAUUUUAAAACUUUUUUCUGUUUAGAAGAGAGUCAUAGAAGAAAAGGAUUCAUACAGUAUAUAUGGAUCAAUUUUUUAUCCAUAUAUACCUGUACAUUUAAUAGCUGUUACUUAUAUAUAAAAAAAUGUAUAUAUAUUGUUGAAUUCUAAAAUAAAUUAUGCCAUUCAUUGAACUAUUAUGUUAAUAUAGAAGCAGUUACAGAACUACUUGAAGUUGUGAUAAAAUCAGUUUAAUCAAACAAUAUUUAUUCAAUAUUACUAUUUAAAUGUAAAUUAGUAAAAAAAAAAUUACAGUUAUAAAUUCUUCAUAUAUAGGUUGUGGCUACCAAAUUAAAAGGGGUAGCUUUGAUUUUAUUUUAAAUUUUGGUUUGAACAGAUUUCACAGUUAAUUAGAAUUCUAACUUGUUUUAUAAGUGUUAUAUUUUUUCAGGAUUUUGAAAUAAUGGAUAAUAAAAAAGAGAAUGUGAUUAUCAAUCAAAUUUGUACUCAUAAUUUUAUUUUUAUUCAUAUCAUCUAUUUAAACAAUCUUUACAAGAUGUUUCAAGUGUAAUACUUAAAAAUAUAUGAAUACAAAUAUGUAUAUUUCUAUUUGUGAGGUAUGAAUCAUAAAUUGUUCUGUUUCAUGUUUCAGUGAAUGUUUGCAUAUUUUGUUGCAUAAAAAAAGUAUGAGGAAUGUUAUUUUUCAUUCUAGUUACUAUUAAUUGUUAACACUAAUUUAUUUGAAAAUGCAGUAGAUUAUGAGAUAGCUAUGAAAUAUCUCUUCGAGUCACUAACAUACCUCAAAAUUUUUAGUACUUUAACAAGAAUAAUAUCCUACCAAACUAUUUGAUAUUUUAUUUUUGUUACUUAAGUUUAUUAUAUUUAGGUUCAUAAAAGUUUUAUUGUAAGUUAUUCAUGAUGAUAUAUUUGCUCUUAUCUUUAAUGUGAUGUUUCAGAAUAAAAUAUCUUUAUUUCAGAAUGAAGUAGCCAACUAAUCAAAAGACUUACAUACUCAUAAAAAUUAUUCACUUGCCUUCAUAGCAUUUUAUCCUGAAUAAUACUCGACAGAUUUCACUAGUUAUUUAAAGGUAUGAAUUAAGUAUUUUCCAUUCCUAGAAACUAAACAUUAAUAUUGAGCUUUUUCAUUAUAGUUUAUUAUGUGGGACCAAACUUGAUAAGUGAAAAAUAACUUCGGUGCAAACAAAAGUUGUAAUGUAUAUUCAUAUAAAUAUUUUAACAUAGAAUUUUUGUAAACUGUAUUAUGCAAUCAAAACUGUUUUUAGCAAAAAAUGCAUCAGAAUUAUUCUAUAUUUUAAUUUAUAUUGUAAUUUUGUGUGAAAAUACUCAGGUUAUUUCUCAAAGUUAAAUAUUUUUAUUACAUCUCUGCCUAGUCCAAAGAAACUAUGAUUUGAACCCUAUAUGUAUGUAAUAAAGUAUAUGAAAUGUAAGCUAAUGAAUAGAAUAGAAUUGCUUAACAUAUAUAGCUUGCCACAAUAAAAGAUUUAUUAAACCCA